This is a messenger RNA of Nothoprocta perdicaria, 7887 nucleotides long. Its product is annotated as wiskott-Aldrich syndrome protein family member 3-like. The record is from RefSeq and is a predicted model, not a curated record. Gene Ontology annotation, biological process: actin cytoskeleton organization; positive regulation of Arp2/3 complex-mediated actin nucleation. The coding region runs from base 13 to 1542 and encodes 509 amino acids. The transcript is spliced from 8 exons. NCBI's taxonomy places the organism in Eukaryota, Metazoa, Chordata, Aves, Tinamiformes, Tinamidae. Gene Ontology annotation, cellular component: cytoskeleton. Gene Ontology annotation, molecular function: Arp2/3 complex binding; protein kinase A regulatory subunit binding; actin binding.
CUCGCCGCCGCGAUGCCGCUCGUGAAGAGGAGCAUCGAGCCCCGGCACCUGUGCCGGGGGGCUCUGCCCGAGGGGGUGACGAGCGAGCUCGAGUGCGUCACCAACAGCACGCUGGCCGCCAUCAUCAAGCAGCUGGGCAGCCUCAGUAAGCAUGCUGAGGACAUCUUUGGGGAGCUCUUCAAUGAAGCCAACAGUUUCUACAUGCGGAUGAACUCGCUGCAGGAGAGGGUGGACCUGCUGGUGAUCAAGGUGACACAGCUGGACUCCACCGUGGAGGAAGUUUCGCUGCAAGACAUCAACAUGCGCAAAGCAUUCAAGAGCUCCACGGUGCAGAACCAGCAGGUCGUGUCCCGCAACUCCAUCCCCAACCCAGUGAUGGAGAUGUACCAGAGGUGUGACAAGCCCCCGCCGCUCAACAUCCUCACGCCUUACAGAGAUGACAAGAAGGAUGGCCUCAAAUUCUAUACUGAUCCCUCCUAUUUCUUCAACUUAUGGAAAGAGAAGAUGCUGCAGGCAACUGAGGAUAAGAGAAAGGAGAAGCGCAGACAGAAGGAACAGCGGUUAGUAGAAGACUCCACCCGGGAGGUGAAGAAAGUGAGGAAAGCCCGUAACCGGCGCCUGGAGUGGAACAUGAUGGCGUAUGAUAAAGAGUUUCGACCGGAUAACAGGUUCUCACCAUCCCCAUAUCACAUGGCCUCAUCGGAAGGAUCACUGUCCCCAGAUAAUAGAUCUUACGCGUCCGACGCUGCUGAUCACUCCUAUCCCGCCAGCCCUAACCACCCCGCGCAGCAGAUGCUCGCCCCGGCCUCCCACCUGGCGGCGGACACCAAGGAGGCCGCGCUCGUGGCUAACCAGGCCCAGGAGCACGUCUACAGGCCCUCGGCGGCGGGAAGCCGCCAGAACAGCCUCAACCGUGUCCAGCAGCCGAGCGUGCCGCCGCCUCCGGAGGCUAUAUUAAAUGGACCAAGGCCUCACUUAGUCAAGGAUUACGGGCAGCAGCAGGCGCCGAUGGCCGAAUACUUCGUGCCACCAGCGCCGCCGCCCCCGCCGCCCGUCAUCCCCUCCGCCCAGACCGCCUUCGACAGCCCCAUCUCUGCGCCCCCCGCGCUGGCCGCUGGCGCGGCUGCCUCGGCGCCUCAUGCCGCCUACGCGCCCUCGCCGCCCCCCGCGCCGCCCUGCCCCUACUCCGCCUCCCCGCCGCACGCCGGUCCCAUGGGGCCCCCCGUGGCGCCCCCGCCGCCGCCGCCGGGCCCCCCUGCCGUGGCCGCCUCGCCAGCGCACUCGGCUUCACCCCCGGCUGUCACCGUGGAGCCCCGGAAAGCCCAGAUCCCGCUGAUCCCCAUGAGUGACGCCAGGAGCGACCUGCUGGCUGCCAUCCGCAGGGGAAUUCAGCUCCGGAAAGUCCAGGAGCAGUGGGAGCAAGAGGCCAAGAAAGAGCCUGUGGGCAAUGACGUGGCAACGAUCCUCUCCCGACGGAUCGCGGUGGAGUACAGUGAGUCCGAUGAUGACUCAGAACUGGACGAUAACGAGUGGUCUGAUUGAGAGAGCCUGGGAUGCUGUGUUGGAUGGUAGCUCCUCCACUCUAUGCACCACUUUUCCACACCAGGUGCGUAUAGACGCCUUCCUCAAAACUCAAUGCCAACCAUGGUCUGCAGUUAGCCCCACUUAUUCAGGAGCUUUGCUUUUACACUAUGUCAAAAAAAAUUCUGGCAGCAUUACCGCUGGAGGGUAUGCAUUGGUAGGAUACACCUCUGAAGCAAUGAUAAUAAUUAGCAAUUAGCAGCACCUUCAUGUUUAGCAACGUCGAAAACACUAUGAAGCCCCAGUAAAUAGAAUUACUCAGAUUUACACCUGUGUAAACAAGAUCAGAGACUGGCCUGCAAUAUAUUUUUUAGAGAAAAUUGAGACACAACAGUGCUUUUUCAGCUAGAUGUUAAAUUUGUAAUGAGAAUCUACUGGAAAAGAAACCUUUUUUGGUAGCUGAUAUCACCAGCUGAUCAUCGGCAUUUAGACCGUCAGGCACUUGUUUGCGUUUUGCUCUAGUGUCCAAAGUUGUGGCUUGGGGCUGCAUGAGCCAGGGCCAGUCCCGUUUGCUGCUCUGAAAGUUGCACAUAGGCACAUACUCCUUUUCCCUUGGAGUUAAGCACCGUGUUUCACAGCAGUGGGACAGUGGGAGGCUGUCACUGUGUGCUGGUGUCACUCGCUGGUGGACUCCAGGAGAAGAUCAAGACCUUUCUGAUGUGUUUCCAUCCUUGGGACCACUUUUCUCGGGGAAAAGAGUGUGAGGCAAGGGCAGCAAAAACCACCUUGAGAGCUGCUCUUUCACAACUAGCAAGAAACAAGGCAUUUGUCACUCCUUGGAGAGGUGCCAUGCGUGGUCUCCUUGGAGUGGGGAAGUGGGCUACCUACAAGGAGCAGGAGGGCUGCAUUGCCUAGGGUGUUUUCCUCGAGCCCAACUAUUAUUGGCCUUAGCACUAUAUGAUUUUAUUUUUGUUUGAAAAUAUAUUAACUAGAUGAAAUGCUGCUUGUAGGUAAACUUAAACCCGGGAGAGGAAGUGAGAACAAAGUUUAUUCUUGUUCUCUUGAUUUGCACUUUGUAGUUCCACAAGCUGUGCUGGUACGGUUGAGAUUAACUCCGAUCUGGAGCACUGAUUCCUGCAGGCCUGAUUCUCCCGCUUCCUCUUCCUCCCAGAGGGUCCUGGGGGUGGCCUGCAGCAAAGCAAGGCACUGACGGGGGAGCCUGGCAGAAUCAGGCCUCAGCCACGAUGCUGAAAAUACCAGCGCGUGUUCGGUGGUUGGUUCUUCAAAAUAGAGAGUGUGAUUCAUAGAAGCGUCUCCAUGCAGCUAUUAUAGGAGAAUUCAUGGGAAGCCGGAAUGAAUGGGUGUGAAACACCGAAAAUAUCACAGUCAGGAGUAAGAAUUUGCAGAGAACUGGAAAUGCUUUCUGAACAGCCGAAAAUGGGCCAGUGUCAUCCGUAAACCUGUCCGGCUGACACGUCUGGCCAUGCAAGGGCCCACCCCAGCAGGAGACCUAUGCAGCUCACCAGCUGAAGUAUUCCUAUUUACUGUGAGCCCCUGAAUGGGAGGAAACUGCAUCUCCACAUCGUGUCUCUUCUGGUGAGGGUUUUGCCUUUGGCCCAUCUCCCUGGCUUUCGCAAAGGCCAGGUAGGUGAGCAUCAAAGAGCCAAGGGAUGCAAAAUGUGUUUUCAAUACCUAGAAGUGAAUAGACCUAGAAAAGAGAUGGAAGGAAUUGUCUAGGACUCAAAAGAUUCAUAAAGACAUCAUUUGGCUGAUGUUUCAGUUCACCCUGAGAAAUAUUUGUAUUGAAUGAUGCCUCCGAGUAUCUAUUUGUUUUCCCGUUAGAAAGAAACCUUUCUUGGUGAGGUGAACUGAACACAACCCUCCUCUUCCUUCCCCUCCUUGUGCUGAAAGCAAAUAUCACCAUAAGCCAUCAUUUACCCUGACUAAAGCAAAAUAUUCUCCAUCCUUUAGAUUUGACACUUCCCAUAUCUCUGCAUCCCACUGACUCCUUCAGGUGAGAUAUGGGCAGUUCUUAGAAGCACACAACAUUUCUCCCCACCCACGGCAAGCCUCUGAGUCAGUCUUGGGAGUGAUAUAUUUGGCAGUGGUGGGCAGCCUGAGUGGAUGCUGCCAUGUGAAUGUGCGUGGAAGUGGGAGUGAGGGAUAAAUAAAUCUCAGGAGGGUCUAGGGGAGAAGGAUGCUCUCCUGCAAGCAGGGCACAGGAUUUUGUCUGAGUUGCAGGGCUGAGUUUGGGAGCUUGAACUAGGAAGUAGCACUGAAUAUGGGAGAGAAUAAAGGUGAGUUUGAAAAGGAUUUAGGGUGGGAAGCAAAGCUUGCUACGCUGUCAAUGAAUCUUCAGUUCUCUGCACUGUCUUUGGCCUUCUCCCUGUGGCAUUACUAGGUCUGAUUUUCCCUUUACUUAGGUAAAAUUCACAUUGACUUCAAUGUGGCUAAUAGCCAGCGUAGUAAGUGUACAGAAAAUCCUUAAUUUAACCUCAGAAUUUAUUAUUUUAGUAGUUCUGCUGCCUCCUUGAGUGUUCAUUGACUCAGCUUAUAAAAAGAUGGGCACUUUGAACUUCAGAGAAAGACCUUAGAAUAUGAGAUUGGCCAGAGCAGGUCAAACCCAACUUCUGCUUCAGCCUGCACAGAUGAAGCCUCUUGCUUCUGGCAUCAACCCUCUCUUCAGAGCUAGAGGAGACCCAGAAGUGACAACAUAAACUCUUGGCCAAGGCCUGAUGUCUUUAAUCAGGCAAAUAGCCACUGCAAUGCCCGUGAGGGGCUUUUCUCAUCAAAGCAGAUGGGGUUUGACCUGGUGCAAGUUCAAAAGAGAAACUUGUAAAAGUUCAGAAUAACAUCCAACUGGUAACUUCCUCAUAUGUAUGGUGAAAUAUUGUUAAUAUAGAUGUGACUGCGAUGUGGUGUGUGUAUGGUAAAAAAAAAAAAAAAAAGUGGUUUUGUUUGGAAAAUUUGGGAAAAGUAAUAAUGCUUUGUGCACUUGUGAGAGAGAGAAGACUAGUGAAGGACAUAGCAUGAGCUAUGGCUGUAGUAGGGCUUCCCACAUUGGAACACGGUGAGUCAGGAUUGACCCUGUAGCCUCCCACUUCCCUGUAGUGAACUUGGCUCUGUUUGGGAUUGACAGCAGUCAGUCAGAUCAUUUAACCCUGUUGUUGUCAGGGUCAGUGCCAAUUACAUGGCAAAGUGCUCGACAAUCACACAAAUCAAACCUUGUCUGCCUGGGUCACGUCUGCAGAGCAGAGGUGAAGCCAGGAACCGUGUGACUGCAGGAGGAGCAGAGUGCACCGUCAUUCCCUGGCUCAUUUAUGCUCUCACACCACUUUCUCCUCCCUCUGGCCUUCCAGCACAUCAAUGCUAUUUGCACUCUGCUUAAGGGAAUUCCCUCUACCUAAUAAAGAGCCCGUUUCAUAGGCCAAACUCCAAAGCAAGUCAGCAGGAUCAUAACCUCCCUAUGUUGCCCACUGCAUGUGACGAUUCAGUUCUUCCAGUGAUAUAGUCUGCCUUUGGUCCUUUGACUUCAUCAGACGUAGACACCUGAUGAGCUGACCCCAUUCCUGUAAGGCCAGCUCUGCUAACAGGCUUGAACACCCUCAUUUCUCUUUGGUUGAGGGACUUGGUCACCUUUGAGGCUGACCAUCUUUAAUUUAGGAGCAUUCAUCGUUCUUGCCCGAGUCACUUACAAAAUCAAAUGUGAGUAACAUCAGCUCCUUGGGUCAUCUGGAUCAGGCUAGCUCUGAUGCAGUCGGUUGUGUUAUCCUAAUUAACACUGGCUGAGUAUUUGACCCAUAUGCUGCAUGCUUGGUAUUUUGUACAUAUGUGCCUAUUUCCGUAUACUCUUCCAAAAGUAGGCCACGCUCUGUUAUACAACCUGAAACACUCAAAUCCCCAUGUGUGCUGAUAUAAAAGUGAAUAUUUAAAUAUUUUAUCUAGCCUGGCAGCCAUUAAAAAUACAAUUCAGGUCACAGAUGAUUGAAUUGCUCCUCUCUCUCAAGUGUACCAAAAGUAGGCUGAGGAGAUUCUCCUCUACAUUAAAGUAUCAUGUUCCACGUUAAAAUAUAGCAACAGCCUUUUAUUGCCAGAAGAUAAUCACAGAGUGCCAAACAUUUAAUGAGCCCAACCUCUCUCUUGAGAGAUCCCCUUCCAUUUUAUCUGCCUUUCCCUACUUGCCAAUUUAUGGGCGUAGAUUAAAAAUAAUAAAUAAAAGAUUGCCGACAGUGGGAAGUGUAUUCUACGUGCAUACAAAUGAAUUAGGCCAGAGUCAGUGACAAAAUAAAUAAGCUAUUUUGAUUCUGCUUGUAGAUAGCUAGGGAAGCCUCUACUCUGUGAGGUCCAUCAGAGAUCUCUUACGCACAUCCAAUUUACCUGGACAGGUAAAUCUCUAGGGAAGAGUGACCAUCACCUCCUGUGAUGUCUCCUGCUUUUGCAGCUAUUUUGUCCUCUGAAGGUUUCAUACUGCUGAUAAACAUUAUGCUGAACAUGGGGUAACUUCUGAGCGUAAACACCCUCAAACUUCCUCCCUGCAGCUCAUCUGCCUCUAUCUCUUAACACACUCAGUCUAAACUAUGUGUUUUAGCAAAGAGACAACUUCUCCUAUUUUAGGUCUUCUCUCGCUUUUCCACUUGGAUGCAGUAAUUUCUGUAACACAGGUGACAAUUCGGGUCACUGGGGACGAAGCGCUGUGCAGUGGUGGCUCAGGCUCUGCAGACCUCACAGCGAUCCCUGGCCACAGAGCCCCAACUAAUACUUUAGCUUUAACAGUGAAUGCCCCACAGCUUCACAGUUUGUAGUUUUGGAGAUGAACAUUCUGGCAGGUAUUUUUCAGAGCUCUAUCUCUCACCAUGAUGUGUCCCUGAACACUGAGCAUGGGGAGCCCAGGGAGGACUGUCCGGUCAUGGUGUGCCAUGGGAAGAGACUUACUCAUUACCAGGCCUCUUCUGAGGAAAGCUCUCCCACGGGAAAGUCCCAGCAAAGAGGUCAAUGUCCUUUGGCACUAGAUGUUGGCAAGGGCAUCGUAUGUUGUUGUUCUCACCACGUUUACUGCUUUUCUGUAGUUGUUGUUGUUGUCUUUAGGGGUAAGGUAUUAUAGGUUGGCAUGUCACUUUACAGACAAAAAUAAAAGUAAGGGCAAGGACUCUGUCCUGAGGAGCUUACAGUUUACAGCAAAGACCAUUUAACCUGCACUGCACUUUAGAAGACACAACUGCUCAAUCACUUACAUACCCAUGAACUUACCCUCCCCGUGAUGGUCAUUGCAGGAGAGACUUGCUGGGGCAAUGGGACCUUGAAGACGGUGCCCCUGCGGUAGCAAUGGCAGCCCCUAGAUGGGUGCCCCCCAUCAGCACCAUGCCUGUGUUCCCACUGAUGUCCUCCUGCCCCUACACUUUAUGCAGAAGUGCCUGAGCAAAGCACAGGAGCAGCAGGGCCACCCAGCUGCCCAUCACCAAGGUGAAGUUGGUGGCCCACGUUGCUGUAAGACUGGGUUCCCCAGGGAGACGUGCUGAAUUUUUCUUCAAAAGGGCAGCUAUUCCCUAGGAUGGUCCUUUCCCCACUUACCUGCAUGCAGGAUGGGGCAGUUCUGAUUCGUGGUGACCAUAGUACGUCAUGUAUGAGAGGAAACAUACCCAGGAAUGCUAUUGUGAUUAUGUGCUAGGAAUUGAAAUUGCUCCGUGCAAUUUGUGUGGUGCCCUGUAAGCUUAUAGAACUAGUUUUCCUGCAGGCAUUUGCACAAAGCCUAGGCUUUGAUACACUUCAGUCUUUUUGAGACCUGGAAGGUGAAUCUGAUGAUCCUUUAUCAAGCCCCAGUUUUUUUUUAGGAUCACUUGCUCAGGCUUUGCUUUCUGUAGGUGAAAAUUGUACCUGAGGACAAGUGGUCAUGGAGUUCAGUGGAUGAUUUGCCCCAAAGACUUCAGGCUAGCACGCUCACAAACUGCACAGGGGCAGGCACGCUGUGGUCCACCCUCAUGGGGUUCUUCUUUGGUGGGAAAAGUUCUGGCUUGGUCACAGGCACCCAAGACUAAAGGGGACUGUGCAGCAGCAGGAGCGAGAGGAUGCACCGUCCCUGCAGGAACCGUGCAGUUAACACCCACAUGGCCCCUGCUUGGCCAAGGUGUCCUUGAAGACAAUGUAGCCUCAAAUACAACAAAGGUUAUAGUUACUGCAGAAUAAACCUGAGAGGGAAAGAUGUGAAACUGCUGCAGGGAAGUGAGGCUGUGGGGCUGCUCCUAGAGUGUCUCAAUAGCAACAAGUUCCAGGUCUCAGGCAGCCUGUUCCUCACAGGCCCUUCUUUGAUGGUUCAUAGUUUGCAAACUGCUCUUCUUUCAGCUUAAGGCCAAUAUCUUUGAAAAUUAUCCA